Messenger RNA from Phytophthora nicotianae INRA-310, 540 nucleotides. RefSeq lists its product as hypothetical. Gene Ontology annotation, molecular function: tRNA binding. The record is from RefSeq and is a predicted model, not a curated record. NCBI's taxonomy places the organism in Eukaryota, Oomycota, Peronosporomycetes, Peronosporales, Peronosporaceae. The coding region runs from base 1 to 540 and encodes 179 amino acids. The transcript has 3 exons.
AUGUCGCGCGUAGCCUCGCGCGACGCUGCUCCGCGGUCUCUGCAGCCAAAGAAGAAGGCCCCACAGCAACCAGUAGUGGAGACGACAUGGAACACGCUGGUGGUCGGCGAGAUUGUGGACUUCCAUCUGCACCCUCAAGCGGACCGUUUGAACGUUUGCGCCGUCAACAUCGGUGACAAGGACGAUCUGCUGCAGAUCAUUUGCGGCGCCCCUAACGUGCGCCAAGGCGCACGCGUACCCGUCGCUAAAGUAGGAACGCGCUUGGCCAUCAAGGAGCCCGAGACCGGCGAGCUCAAGAAACUCAAGAUCAAGAAGUCCAAACUGCGUGGAGAAGUCUCGCAAGGUAUGAUCUGCUCGGAGGCGGAGCUUGGACUGACGGAUGAGAGCGACGGCAUUCUAAUCUUCGAAGACGAUGCUGAAGUGGGAGGCCUUGUGUUCGAGUACGGGACAAUUGCCAGCCGUCUGAAAGCACGCGGAAUCUCCGUCCCUACUCCGGAACCGAAGGCCACUCCAGUUCAACCUGAGCCAACACAGGAAUAA